AUGUACGCACCGUCUUUCCCCAUCACGAGGCGGAUUGGGCACCCCUACCAGAACCGGACGCCGCCGAAGCGGAAGAAGCCGAGGACCUCCUUCACGAGGCUGCAGAUAGCGGAGCUGGAGAAGAGGUUCCACAAACAGAAGUACCUCGCGUCGGCCGAACGCGCCUCGCUAGCCAAGACCCUGAAGAUGACCGACGCUCAAGUCAAGACCUGGUUCCAGAACCGCAGGACGAAGUGGAGUGUUGGACACGGCGACUCGCAAUUCGUCCCUUUUCUCCCAAAUGCAUAUUCGUGCGUGUCAAACGUGUUACUUUCUCUGCGAAUAACGCAGCUAAAGGGCUACCAACAUUGGCUGGCAAACGUGUACGAGAGGAAUCCAGCCAGGUUGCCCCGAGACAAUGAGUGCGUGUUGGUGGCAUCACCGAUUACUUCUAAUGGACAAGUGCUGUUUGUGUUCGGCCGAGAUAACGCGUGGCCAGAUACCCGGCGCCAUGCCACCGCUUUUUAUUGUAACAACAAAAGAAAAAGUCCCCGACCCGCUCUCAAGAUGGCGCGUGAUCUACCGGCCGAUUGCGACGCCAAGGAUCAGCCCAUUCUCCGCUCAAUU
Iphiclides podalirius (scarce swallowtail) is the source of this 606-nucleotide messenger RNA. Lineage: Eukaryota; Metazoa; Arthropoda; Insecta; Lepidoptera; Papilionidae. The record is from the annotation of a GenBank genome assembly.